Messenger RNA from Aegilops tauschii subsp. strangulata, 2576 nucleotides. RefSeq names its product cycloartenol synthase. Lineage: Eukaryota; Viridiplantae; Streptophyta; Magnoliopsida; Poales; Poaceae. Gene Ontology annotation, biological process: triterpenoid biosynthetic process. Gene Ontology annotation, molecular function: intramolecular transferase activity. Gene Ontology annotation, cellular component: lipid droplet. The record is from RefSeq and is a predicted model, not a curated record.
CACUUGCCCUGCUGUGAAGCAACUGCGAGUAAAAGUAAGAAGAAGAGCUAGCCACUGGUUUGAGUCGACGUCGAUCGAUGUGGCGGCUAAGGAUCGGGGAGGAGGCCGGCGGCCAGCCGUGGCUGCGCACCACCAACGCGCACGCCGGCCGCCAGGUCUGGGAGUUCGACCCCGCUGCUGCCGGCGCCCUGGACGACGUCCACAACGCGCGCCGCGAGUACUCCAGCCGCCGGCACCAGCUCAAGCACAGCGCCGACCGCCUCAUGCGCUUGCAGUUCGCUGAGUUGACUGCUCCUAAGCUGGACAUUCCUGGUAUCAAGCUCCAAGAGCAUGAAGAUGUCACUGAAGAAGCUGUUUUGACCUCUUUAAAGAGGGCAAUCGGACAGCUGUCUACUCUCCAAGCAUAUGAUGGACACUGGCCUGGGGAUAUCGCCGGUCCUAUGUUCCUUCUGCCAGGCUUGGUAAUAGCACUGCAUUCGACUGGUGCUCUAAAUACUGUCUUAUCGUCAGAGCAUCAGAAGGAGAUACGUCGGUAUCUCUACAAUCAUCAGAACAAAGAUGGAGGCUGGGGAUUGCACAUUGAGGGCCCAAGCACCAUGUUUGCUUCUGUCUUGAACUAUGUUACCUUGAGAUUACUACGAGAAGGAUCAGAUAGUGAAGAUGGAGCCAUUCAGUUAGCUCAGAAUUGGAUUUUGGAUCAUGGAGGAGCAACCUUUGCAACAUCAUGGGGAAAAUUUUGGCUUUCGGUUCUUGGUGUAUUUGACUGGUCUGGUAACAACCCAUUGCUUCCGGAACUAUGGUUACUACCAUACUGCCUCCCAUUUCAUCCAGGGCGGAUGUGGUCCCAUUGCCGAAUGGUAUACUUUCCCAUGUCUUACAUAUACGGAAAGAGGUUUGUCGGCCCAAUUACACCAACUGUAUUGAACUUACGGAAGGAACUCUAUAAAGUACCCUAUGAUGAGAUAGAUUGGGACAAAGCUCGCAACCAAUGUGCUAAGGAGGAUCUGUACUGUCCUCAUCCACUCGGACAAGAUAUCUUAUGGACCACUCUUCACAAAUUUGUUGAACCAGUUCUGUCGCAUUGGCCUGGAAGCAAAUUGAGGGAGAAAGCUUUGAAAAAUGCUAUGCAACAUAUUCAUUACGAAGAUGAGAACACCCAAUAUGUUUGCAGUGGUGCUGUAGGGAAGGUACUGAAUAUGCUUUGUUGCUGGAUAGAAGAUCCUAACUCAGAGGAAUUCAAACUUCAUAUUCCAAGGAUCUAUGAUUACUUGUGGGUUGCUGAAGAUGGCAUGAAGAUGCAGGGUUAUAAUGGCAGCCAGCUUUGGGACACAGCUCUUACAGUUGAAGCUAUACUGGCUACGGAACUCACAGAAGAGUUCCGUCCUACUCUUAAACUAGCCCAUGACUACAUAAAAAAUUCACAGAUUCUUCACGACUGCCAUGGAGAUUUGAGUGUCUGGUAUCGUCAUAUAUCUAAAGGUGCAUGGACCUUUUCAACCGCCGAUCAUGCUUGGCCUGUAUCAGAUUGCACUGCACUAGGAUUAAAGGCCUCAUUGUUGUUGUCAAAGAUUUCUCCAAAAAUGGUUGGCGUAUCAAUAGAAGCCAAUAGACUUUAUGAUGCUGUCAAUUGCCUGCUUUCUUGGAUGAAUGGAAAUGGUGGCUUUGCAUCGUAUGAACUCACCAGGUCUUAUGCCUGGAUGGAGUUUCUCAAUCCUUCUGAGAUCUUUGGGGACAUAAUGAUUGAUCAUCCUGUUGUUGAAUGUACUUCAGAAGUGAUCCAGGCCCUGACUACAUUCAGAAAGCACUACCCUGGACAUAGGAGGGAAGAGAUAGACAAAUGUAUACAUAAAGCUGAAAACUUCAUUGGGAGUAUUCAAAGAAAUGACGGCUCAUGGUAUGGCUCCUGGGCUAUUUGUUUCACCUAUGGGACAUGGUACGCAGUGAGGGGAUUAGUUGCUGCUGGAAGGACAUUCAAGAACUGUCAUGCUAUCAGGAAGGCCUGCGACUUCUUGUUGUCGAAAGAGGUUCCUUCUGGUGGCUGGGGAGAAAGCUAUUUGUCAUGCAGAGAUAAGGUUUACACCGAACUUGAAGGAAGGCGCCCCCAUGUAGUCAACACCAGUUGGGCCAUGCUGGCCCUAAUUGAUGCUGGGCAGGCCGAGAGAGAUCCAGGGCCUCUGCACCGGGCAGCAAAGGUUUUGAUUAACCUACAACUAGAGGAUGGCGAGUUCCCUCAGCAAGAGAUCAUCGGCAUCUUCGCCAGAAACUGCACCAUCACCUACUCCCAGUAUCGGAAUAUCUUCCCUAUCUGGGCGCUCGGAGAGUACUGCUGCCGCGUCCUGGGCAGCAGAUCACCAGAGGAACAUGGCGAUGCCUAGCUGCUGAUCCAAGCCAGAAGCGCACUAUCUGCAAAUGAAAUCUAUACAUACUGGUACGUACCUUCUCAAGGCAGAAAAAUGGUAGACAGAUAAAGGAACUGUACUUGCAGUAUUGUUGUACACUAUCAGAUUCCAAAUAAAUGAUUGGUGUAUAAUUAUGGAAUAUAAGAAGUCCCAGAAAAGAUGAUACCAAGAUGCUUA